CUGCGCGCGAGCGAGAGCCAGUAAGAAGAGUGAGCAGGACGAGGCGGAGAGCGGCCCAGCCCUAGUCUCUCCCGCCCGCUUUCUGCGGCACAGUCGCCGGUCCGUAUUAUAUAUAUAUGCGCGGCGAAGGCCCAGGAUCUAUAAAAAGGAGGAGGGUAGAAAAACAAGGGAGGAAUUUAAUAACUUCGGAAGAUUUCCCGUCCCCCGACCCAGGAUUUUGGCGCAAGGCGCAAAAGGAGGAGGAGCAAUGGCCGCCGACUCGUUAGAGCCUCGACUCGACCGUCGCGGCUCCCUGCUCGAGGGUCGGGAAUCUCAAGUCGCACCCGGUUUUGACCCGUCUUUGGACCCCACGAUUAGACAGCUGUUCGAGCAGCAAGCUGAAAUCCAGGCGAAACUAGCAGCUCUACUUCCAGCCAAAUAUCUUCCUAACAGUAAGCUCGAGCUGGACAUGCUCCGUCGGAAGCUCAGAGCACUGGAGGCUUAUGUGAAGAAUCAAAACCUGCCAGGGACCGUUCCAAUAUUAUCUGAAGUCGAGGAUGCCCGCGCCCUGCAGUAUAAAUGCGAAUGCAUCGAGAGCUUUUUGAUCGACCAAGGUUUAGACCUUCAUGACGGGCAAUUCUUGCAUUCCUUGAAGUUGUACGGCCAGGAUGAUGCGCCGUCCGGCUACGAUGCUUGGCUGGAUAAGAACAUCUCAUUUUAUGACCCCAUAUUCCGGGGAUGGAGGAUGAGAGAGACAAUACCUUUGAUUUCUAGACGUCAGGCUUCCUUUAAAUGUUGGGAUGACCGAUGCGUGUAUUAUAUAUAUGGUUUUUCUAACCCCGAAGAUCGGGACGAACAUAUAAAGCAACAUGCCGGCCCUCCGAAGAGAGACUCGGGUCUUUCGGUGGGCACUAUUCCCCCAAUUACCUUCUCAGACCAAGCGUCGUCGCGACUAUUCGGCACCGACCAUAUAAACCGAAGCUCUCCAGCUGCUUUGCCACGGCUUUCUGUCCCUCCAUCUCUGCUCCCACUAGCCACUGCCAAUCAGCCGAGAGACCGACGUGAAUCGACGAUUGGGUAUCCUUUCGCGAAUGAAAUUCCUCCCCAACCCAGGGGAUCGGUCGAUUCUGAGCCCGACUCUUUGCUUCCGCCCCUGAAGCGAAGCAGAGUCGGGCACGGAAGGCUUGAAUCAAUAGGUGAACUUAGGUUGCCACGCGACGCCGGGCCAUGUCUCCGCUGUAAAGUUCAGGCGAAGCCGUGCGAUUCGAAAGACGACUGUGCGUUCUGCGCCGAACCGCCAAACUCUGCUAAUGAUGAAUUCUGGAGCGUGCUUGGUUGCCAUCGUGGCCCGCUGGUCGCGCUGGCUGAUUAUAUGCUACCAGAAGCUCUAUCACCGAGACAAGUGCACACGCCUGUCACUUCACCCCUAGCCAGGCGGCGUAAUAUGAACGAAUAUCUCGAACGUACUUAUUUAGUGACCCAGACCAUGUCUGAUAUGGUGAAGUCACAUCUAGAUUUUGAUGACGGCUUCUGGUGGACUGAAGAUCUAGCGUCGUUGCCAAUGCCCAAUCCUACUCUAGCGAACUAUUCGAAAGACCCCAAAGAUAAACCGCCGCCUGUACUGAAAGUCUUAGCAGCAAGUUGGAACGCCGAAGGAGUCCCCUUUCAAUUCUGGGAGCUCUUCAGAUUGACGGGCUUUAUGUCAGAGAGUCGGGAACUAGAAGCUGUGACUUAUCCUGUGCUUCAUCGGGCGAAAUUACUUCUAAGGGAGAUACUAUUCUAUGACUUACAGCAGCCCGAACCAUCGAUACGAACCGAGGUCAACUUAACGAAUGUAACGAGCGCCCAAAACUCGCCCGACGAUAUAGACUACGAAGGGCGAAACCGACUAAUUUACAAUUGCAUGGUUCAAUUCUUGCAAUCUUUCGAGAGUACGACUAUGCGAAGAGUCAUUUCGGAUCCAAAGAGCUGGCUGGCUGUUUUCGUUUCCCUUUGUAUAUUUAGUAUUGUGAGAACGAUCUUGGCCGACCUGAUUUCCACGCCGUCACGAACCCUUACUCCUCAAGCCCAAGCCGGUUUCCCCAUGUCCGCGGGCGCCACCGCUAUGCACAGCGUUUAUAAGGCGUUGGUAAGCGUAUUCGCCUGGUCUACGCCGAUGAUACUUGACGACCCUGCCCAGGAAUUAGAUGGGAACGAUCGCGCGUUAUUUGCUAAUACUGUUGCGGCUAUUCGAAAGGAUGACUGGCUUGCAUUAGGUAUCCGCUCGUCUAGGGAAUUCCUCCUUGGGCUCGGGAGCGGCUAUCUAGAUGGUAAUGCCGGAUUUAAUGGCUUCUUUAGACAACGGACACCCAUUUAUCGGCACGUCUCGUACCAGCAGCCUUCCCUCAUGGGCCAAGCUGCGGAUGUUCGAAAACCCGUUUUCCAAUGGCGUCCAAUUGACCCAUGGGCAAAUCGAAGCGAUCAGGAAAUGCUGCCUGCAACAUAUGCGAUAGAAACUCCCGAACCUGGAAGGCGGCAUACUGUAGGAGAGAAUCCUGUUUUUUCGCGCGCAAUCGCGAGAGGACUUAGCUCUCCUUCAAAACUAAGGACUUCUUACCAACGGCCACCGCUUCGGCGCGUAUUUUGUACCAAAUGCAAUGAAUACCCCGAGGGGUUCCGUGGCGAACACGAACUUCGAAGGCACAAUGAUGCUAAGCACGCCUCUUUGGUUAAGAGAUGGGUUUGUACGGAACCUCAGAACGCAAGUCCUAACAGUCCAGCACCCGUAAUACCGCUUUCGAAGUGCAAAGCUUGCGUUACGCAGAAACGAUACGGUGCUUAUUACAAUGCGGCAGCUCACCUACGGCGGGCACAUUUCCACCCACACAGGAGUGGCAAAGCUAGUGGCGAUUGGCCUCCAAUGACUGUUUUGAAGGAUUGGAUGCGCGAAGUACGGCAGUCGAUUGACAUUAACGAGAACGACACAUCGAGCGGAGAAGAAGAUAACGACGUACGAAUGAUGGAAGAUUACGCGUUGCCUCGACAGUCGUCUUUCUUGGAAGCUCCACGACUUGCGCCUGCGCCACCACAAGGACCAUUACUAGCACCUUCAAUAGCGCCGUCUUUGGAUAGCACUGCACAUAGUAGCCCAGUCAUACCGAAGGCCGAGGACAACAGAAAUCGAUGUCCCCAUCCGGACUGCGGUCGGGUAUUCAAAGAUUUAGCAGCACAUAUGCUGACACAUCAAGAGGAGCGGCCUGAGAAGUGUCCGAUAGAAAGCUGCGAAUAUCACACAAAAGGGUUCGCCCGUAAGUACGACAAGAACAGACAUGCGUUGACACACUACAAGGGCACGAUGGUCUGUCCUUUCUGUCCAGGGCCAGGGACGGCAUAUGAAAAGGCUUUCAACAGAGCCGAUGUGUUUAAGCGGCACUUGACAGCCGUACAUAAUGUUGAGCAGACUCCUCCUAACAGCCGAAAGAUGAUCAUCACCGGGAACAGUUCUCGGAAUGGUGGCGAUGCUAAGUGCUCUAUCUGCCAAACACGGUUCUCAACGGCGCAGGAGUUCUACGAACACUUGGACGAUUGCGUUCUAAACGUUAUCGUCCCUACAACGCCGAAGGCUCUGAAAGACAGGGUUUCGACGCCUCAAAAGAACGACGAACGGAACAUCGUCGUUGCGGUAGAGGAUUCCGACGAAAAAAGUAGGGCUGAAUCAAAGGGGGCGAUGGACGCCUCUUCCUCCAAAGCGAUAUCGAUAUCGCCGACACGAGGGGACAAGAUGGAUCUGGACUCGGACAGGGAUUAGGAUUAGGAAUGUGAAAAUAUAUGGGUAGUGUAUAUACGAUGGAACGAAAGAAAUGAGAAGGAGUUUGGAAGAUAUCAUGGUGCUACGAGAGCGACCGUUGUAUUCGUGUAUACAAACUUGGAACGCAUAUCAAGAACUUGAACGACAUAGGCUUACACGCCCUACGACAGCAGUGACCAAUUGGGUGUGAGGACCGCGAUGACAGGCUUGUUCGUCUAACUAUCGAGUUCGUUGGUGGUAAUGAUCGACGAGGAUGAAGCCGAGGCCCAGAGGUCGGAGAACUUUGGGAAGGAUUCUGUGCUUAGCGAGAUGCAGGACCCUUUCGUUUCCAAGUUAGGGUAUGGAAUCUUAUCGGGAAUUUAGCUUGGGAUCUAGUCUAAGCGUGUCCUUUUAUGAGAACGAGUAGUGUA
Molecule: messenger RNA, 4176 nt
Organism: Annulohypoxylon truncatum
Lineage: Eukaryota; Fungi; Ascomycota; Sordariomycetes; Xylariales; Hypoxylaceae
Exons: 5
Coding region: 248-3766 (1172 amino acids)
Source: RefSeq, a predicted model, not a curated record